AUGGACAUGUCGAGCCUUAAGACUCUCGCUAACUUGAAUCUCGCACUUGAUAAUCUUCUCUCCGUGGUGUUUGGUGUUUAUAUUUAUGAGCUCGUGCGCCCGCUCCGCUUUGACUGGAAUCUAUUCGCCGGGGGCGACGCCAAGCGCUCCCGUCUAGCCAUCGGGGUGAAGGGGCUAUACAUAGUCUGCCGGUGCUCGAUCCUGGUCGAGUGCAUAGCCAGCCUCGUCCUACUGAAGUUUUCGAUCAGAUCUACAACCCAUUGUUUCUUCGUCGAGAGGGUCGUCUACAGUACGGCGUUGGCCACGAUAGCCAGUGCGACCCUGCUUCUGUCCGUGAGAGUCGGCGUCAUCUGGACCUGGGACAGACGUCUCAUAUGUGCGUUUAUCCCGAUCUAUCUGGCCAUCAUAGCAUUGGGUGUUCGCGCCGUCGUACUUAUCGGGAGGGAGCACGGCCCUGACGCCUUCGGCGUAGGAUGCACUAUGUUGGGUCACGAAGACUACAACACGCCUCCUCUCGUGGCGUUCUUCGUACUGGACGUCGCGCUGCUCAUACUACUUCUUAUCGGUCUACGACGUUGGAGUGACGCUGGUGCCUUUUCACUCUGGCGUGUCCUCUGGAACCAAGGCCUGUUGUAUCUGAUGAUCAUAGUCAGCAUUGAGGCGCCCUUGACGACCUUCCUGUUUCUGAGCAACAAAGCUUGGGUGUCGUUUUACCUGCCAUUCACUCCGAUGCUCCCUAUCGGUGCGACGCGGCUCUACCGCUCCCUAACACAAUUCGCGGGCAAGGGCAGUAACAGACCUGCUUACGAGUCAACGUUCACAGUACCUCAAGCUCCGCGUCUUCAGGCUCUUGACGCGCCGGAGACAGCUACGAAGGUGUACAUCAUUGAAAGAUCCGAACGAGACGAGUACGAGAUGGACAACGAGCGGAUCGCUUCACCGCUAAAACGAACGAACGAAGACGCCUAG
Messenger RNA from Peniophora sp. CBMAI 1063, 969 nucleotides. The record is from the annotation of a GenBank genome assembly. Lineage: Eukaryota; Fungi; Basidiomycota; Agaricomycetes; Russulales; Peniophoraceae.